GGCGGCCCCGGGCCAGCAGUAGCCUCGGCACGGAGCCGACGGCUGCCACCCGCCGGAUCGAGCAGCAGCGCAGAGCCGGAGGACGACGAAGGAGGGCAAGAUCUUCAGCUGGAAGGGGGUGCCUUGGGGUCCUGGGGGAAUACCCCCCUGCCCUCCUCCAGGGCCAGGGGACCAGCAUCUUCAGGCAGGAAAUACUCAGACCACUGUGAGGCCCGGGCCUCAAGACCUGGAAAAAGCCGCAUCCCUGGCCGUGACCACCGGCGCUACUACCAUGACCACUGGCGGCUGGAGUACCUGAUGGACUUCAACCCUGCACGGCAUGGCAUGGUGUGCAUGGUGUGUGGCAGCUCCCUGGCUACCCUCAAGCUCAGCACUAUCAAGCGGCACAUCCGCCAAAAGCACCCCUAUUCCCUGCACUGGAGUCCCCGGGAGAAAGAAGUCAUCAGCAACAGCUGGGACGCUCACCUGGGGCUGGGGACCUGCGGAGAGGCUGAGGGCCUGGGGGUCCAGGGGACUGAGGAGGAGGAGGAAGAAGAAGAAGAGGAGGAGGAGGAAGGGGCCAGCCUCCCAGCUUGCCCUCCCAAGGGCCCAGGCAAAGCCCCAGCUGGUGGGGGCUGCUGGCGCCAGCGACGAGGGGGCCCAGUGGCACCCCGUGCUCGGCGUCUGCGCCUCUCAGCUUCCCGGAGGGCCGGGGGCAGCAGGGGGCUGGGGGCCCGGCGCAUGGAGAGGAGGCUGAAGGAGUCCCUGCAGAACUGGUUCCGGGCUGAGUGUCUCAUGGACUAUGACCCGCGGGGGAACCGGCUGGUGUGCAUGGCCUGUGGCCGGGCAUUGCCCAGCCUGCACCUGGACGACAUCCGUGCCCAUGUGCUGGAGGUGCACCCCAGCUCCCUGGGGCUCAGCGGUCCCCAGCGCAGUGCCCUGCUGCAGGCCUGGGGUGGCCAGCCUGCAGCUUCGCUGUCUGAACUCACCCAUUCCCCACCAGACGAUGACCUCGUCCCCCAGGACCUGACCAGAAAGAGGAGCCGGGAUUCGCCCCCGGCUGCUGGAUCCUCCUCCUCUCAGGAUCUCAGCCCCCCAGACGUAAAGGAAGAGGCUGGCUGGGUCCCUGAGAGGCCCAGGCCCGCAGAGGAGGAGGAGGAGCUGGAGGAGGGCGAGAGGGUGGGGGUCCCGGGCAGGUUGCCACCGGGCCUCAGCCACCGCCGCCACUACCAGGAGCGCUGGCGGCUGGAGUACCUCAUGGAGCUGGGCGGCGGCCGGCGCGGCCGGGUGUGCAUGGUGUGCGGGGGCUCGCUGGCCUCGCUCAAGAUGAGCACCAUCAAGCGGCACAUCCGCCAGCGCCACCCGGGCUCCACGCGCCUCGGCGGGCUGGUCAAGGCCCUCAUCGCCCAGGAGUGGAGCGAGAAGGCCGCCCAUCUGCUGGCACUGAGCCUGCCCUGCCCAGAGUCUCCCCGGGGCCCUGCCGCCCCCAGCACAGCCGAAGCCUCCGAGGAGGGGGGAGGGGACGAGGAGGAGCCUGAGGAGGAGGAGUGGUGGGGCGACAUCCCACUCUCCACUGGGGCUCCGUUGGAGCGGCCCGCCGAGGAAGAGGACGAAGAGGACAGCCAGGAGCCGGGGGGACUCCUCUUGCCGCUGCCACCGCCGCCGCCUCCCCCGCCACCGCCGCCCCGAAGCCGGGAGCAGCGGCGGAACUACCAGCCUCGCUGGCGGGGCGAGUACCUGAUGGACUACGACGGUAGCCGGCGCGGCCUGGUGUGCAUGGUGUGCGGGGGCGCGCUGGCCACGCUCAAGGUGAGCACCAUCAAGCGGCACAUCCUGCAGGUGCACCCCUUUUCCAUGGAUUUCACGCCCGAGGAGCGCCAGACCAUCCUGGAGGCCUACGAGGAGGCGGCACUGCGCUGCUAUGGCCACGAGGGCUUCGGGCCGCCGGCUCCGGCCCCGCGCGACGGCGGCGCGGACCUCAAGUCAGGCGCCGUGUGCCGGGCGUAG
Molecule: messenger RNA, 1986 nt
Organism: Otolemur garnettii (small-eared galago)
Lineage: Eukaryota; Metazoa; Chordata; Mammalia; Primates; Galagidae
Gene: ZFTA
Product: chromosome unknown C11orf95 homolog
Exons: 5
Biological process (GO): negative regulation of DNA-templated transcription
Source: RefSeq, a predicted model, not a curated record